AUGUCUGUCACAGUGGACCAACACCAGACUGAUGGCCACUCCAAAACGAAGAUCGUCUUUAUCUCCGUGUUGUUUGUGUUGUCGUUGACAAUGUUUGUGUUGCAAACUGAGUUCACUUCCCAGGCUUAUACUCGGGGGUUUAAAGAGCCAAUUAUACUAUUAAUAGUCACCCAUGGAUCUUGGUGGACUUUGUGGCCACUACAGGUGUUGUCGGUGGCGGUAUACCGCGUGAUUUCUAGGGCCAGGCGUGCUAUAGAUCCCUCAAAGCCAGGGUACCAGCCGUUAUCUUCCACCACCGAAUUGCUUCCUACGGUGGUGGCACCUGCUCCCAUCAACCCCAACAGUGCUAGUCCACCUCCACCAACGAUAAACUAUUGGCUUUACUUCAAGAAGGCCAUAGUCAAGCAGUUCCACAACAUUUAUCACACGUCCAUCAUUAUCUAUGAAUAUCACGUUAAUGACGAUGACCGCAUCCACGGAAUCAAUCAGCUCAUCGACCAGCACCCACACAUCCUGCUGACGCCUUCCAUCACUGCCUGUGUUGUUUCGUUUGUACAGACCCCAUCCAUCCAAUACAUUCUCUGGAAGACCUUUGUGUUGGUAUUGUUACUUACUGUUGCCGGUUUCACCUGGUACGGAUCUAUGGCCCUCACCUACGCAGCAGAUGUCACAGCCAUCUACAAUUGUUCGGCAUUCACUGCCUACAUCUUCGCUAUCCCGUUGUUGAAUGAACGAUUUUCGUGGCUCAAGGCAAACUCUGUCCUUAUUGCCAUUGUCGGUGUGUUUAUUGUACUGUACUCUGAUUCGAGUGACGGGGCUGACACCCCUUAUCCAUAUAGGUUUUGGGGAAACUUAGCCAUCUCCAUUGGUGCGGUGCUUUAUGGAUUAUAUGAGGUAUUCUAUAAGAAAUUCUUGUGUAUUCCUCCUCACUUAUCCAAGUUGAUCACCCCGAAAAGACAAAUGGUUUUUGCCAACUUUGUUAUGUCGUUGUUGGGAUUGUAUACGGCUGUCAUCCUUUUGGUGGGGUGUAUAUUGGUGGAUAUCUUGGGAAUCCAUAAGUUCAACUUGGUCAACUAUGAUGGAGCAGGAGUGAUCUGGGGUUACAUUGCCGGCUCAAUUGUAUCUAACCUUUCAUUCAGCGCUCUGUUUUUGUCUUUGAUCUCCUUGACAAAUCCAGUGCUAUCAUCUGUCAGUUCUCUUUUGACGAUCUUCUUGAUUGGUGUGGUGGAAUGGUGGUUAUUUGAUAACGUCUUGAGCACUUCUCAGUUGGUGGGUGACGUUUUGGUCAUCAUAGGCUUUGUGCUUUUGACCGUCGCUUCGUGGAAUGAAAUCAGCGAAGGGGAGGAUCUGGACGAGAUGGAGGUUGUGUCCAACUACUCAUUUGCCAUUUCUACCCUGGACGAUUCGCAGCCAUUAAGGUAA
Messenger RNA from Yamadazyma tenuis ATCC 10573, 1422 nucleotides. Its product is annotated as mannosylinositol phosphorylceramide synthase regulatory subunit. Lineage: Eukaryota; Fungi; Ascomycota; Pichiomycetes; Serinales; Debaryomycetaceae. The record is from RefSeq and is a predicted model, not a curated record.